Messenger RNA from Talaromyces amestolkiae, 2028 nucleotides. RefSeq lists its product as uncharacterized. NCBI's taxonomy places the organism in Eukaryota, Fungi, Ascomycota, Eurotiomycetes, Eurotiales, Trichocomaceae. The record is from RefSeq and is a predicted model, not a curated record. The transcript is spliced from 2 exons. Bases 1 to 2028 code for a protein of 675 amino acids.
AUGCCAGACGGCAGAUUCUACCACUUCAUUGAAUCAGCCCCUACAGUCCUCAUAUUCAGCACUCUCUUUGGCGUCGCCUUCGCCGUCGGUCACCACGUCUUCUACAAUACUCUAGACGAGCACGACACCCCCAACUCGCAAUAUCGCGUUGUCGGCACAAAAUACAGCAUAUCAGGCCAGCAAAUCAACGUCUCGGCUGGCACCGUACUUGCGUUUUUGACGAAUUAUUGGUUGAGUUUCGCGGUUUCGACGGCCUUUCAGCAAGUGGCGUGGAGGAAGUUGAGGCAGCAGGCGAACCAUCUGGGUACGAUUGAUCAUUUUUUAGAGAUUUUGGACAAUGGAUUGCUGUGCUUUUUGCCGGAGGUUUGGAGGAGGUUUACGUAUGGGAUGUUGAUCGCGAUUGUUUUUUGGCUUUUACCAGUUGCCUCAUUCAUCACGCCCGCAACGUUAACGGUUCAUAUGAAAGGCAUCCCGAAAUCGCAAAUGCAGCUCGUCCCCCGAGUCGAUUUCACGUCUAUGAACUUUGCCUUCAUUUCCGCUGUCGACGGCGCAUCGCCUUCCUACAGCUAUGAGGGCCCCCGGAACGGCGUUCAAAAGACUGUCACUCUAGCCCUAACCGACGGCGCAAUCCAGCCCAUUAGUCCACCACAAGCAAACGCGACUUGGGAACUGAGUUUCCACGGACCAGCGUUGACUUGCCAGGCCAUCAAUGCGAGUUUUCAUCAAGAGGUUGUAGACAACAUCUACGAGUCAAUGCAGGCUUGGGAUCCGGCCUGCGGCAUCUCAUAUGCUUAUAUCUCCUGGACACCUGACUCGUCCAUGGCAAAUGGUUCAUUGCCCUUUUCGAAUGUGACUGGCAACUACACACUCCGAAGUAGCACCGUGGGACCCGAGGGUGACAGGUUCUAUGCAAGUGACGGCUAUCCCUAUCCCACAGACUUUCCACCCCUUUCGAUAUACAUUGCGGCGCUGCCAAACAUGGAGACUGGAUUUCUCAACUCGGGCUGCAAUCAGGGCAACGCAGCUUUGGCGAAUACGACGAUUGUGGAAUGUUCGUUGUAUAAUGCUACUUACAUCAGCAACUUUACGUAUAUCAAUGGCGCUCAGACAAUAGACAGCAAGUUACCCUUGCAACACAUCAAUGAUGUGGGCUACAUCGGCGGUGCUGUUGGCGCAUACCCAUUGGGUCUAACAUACGAGAACGGCACCAGCAUCAUACCUGUAACACCUCAAGACUACAACACUACUCUCGUCGAAAUGUUUGCCUAUCAAUCCGUCAUGGAAUCCUUUGGCAAAAUGAUGGUCGGCACGGUCGCCAACACCCUGGGCGUUGAAUCCGGCUUUGUCUCUUCGCUAGUCGCUACCAAUACGAGCAUCAUGACUACAACUUUCCUACAGAGUAACGAACUUGCGUUUCUGCAAUCGGCAAAUGAAGGCAAUGAGCUCAGCGAAGACAAAUGGGAUUGGCCGGGAGACUCGAUAACGAUAUUUCAAAACGGCACAAUCCCAUUGACGAAUGCUCUUGAAGAGGCGUUUAGAAAUAUCACCUUAUCCCUCAUCGCAGAACAUACCCUACAACCAAACAUGUCCAGCCCCUAUGCCCCCGGCAUGGUAAAUGUGACCGUCACAAACUACACAGACGUCUAUUCCUACUCCAAGGAGAUUCUCUGGACCGCAUACGGACUCGGCGUAUUCCUCACUCUCCUCUGUGUCAUCAACGGCAUCAUCGCGUUCAUCGCAAACGGGCGUCGAACAUUUGAUACUAAAUUCUCAACCAUUCUCCGCACAACUCGCGACGUUCCGCUGAUUGAUAGGACGGAUGAGAAAAUGGAGUAUGUGCAGAUUCAUGACGAGGAUCGGGAUGGGAAGAGUCCGCUACCGCCGUAUUUGAGGAGAGCGGAGAUUUCGUUGUCGCAGAAUGAUUAUGCGCGGAUUCGGCAUGAUGUUAUGGAUGACGUGGAACUCGAUAAUGUGAAGGGGGCUCACCAUGAUGUUAUGAAUUAUGAUGGGGGGUCUAGUCGGAUGUAA